Messenger RNA from Pipistrellus nathusii (Nathusius's pipistrelle), 1335 nucleotides. NCBI's taxonomy places the organism in Eukaryota, Metazoa, Chordata, Mammalia, Chiroptera, Vespertilionidae. The record is from the annotation of a GenBank genome assembly.
AUGAAGUUCCCGGGCUCGGUGCUGGCGUCCGUGUUCCUGUUCGUGGCCGAGACGAUGGCGGCGCUGUACCUGAGCAGCACUUACCGCUCAGGCGGGGAUGGCAUGUGGCAGUCCCUGACGCUGCUUUUCUCGCUGCUGCCCUGCGCGCUCGUGCAGCUCACACUCCUCUUUGUGCACCGCGACUUCAGCCGCGACCGGCCGCUCGUGCUGCUGCUGCACCUGCUGCAGCUCGGACCCCUCUUCAGGUGUUUUGAAGUCUUAUGCAUCUAUUGUCAGUCAGGCCACAUCGAAGAGCCUUAUGUCAGCAUCACCAAGAAGCGACAAAUGCCAAAAAAUGGCCUCUCAGAGGAGAUUGAGAAGGAAGUGGGCCAGGCAGAGGGCAAGAUGUUCACCCACCGAUCUGCAUUCAGCCGGGCAUCAGUGAUCCAGGCUUUCCUGGGCUCAGCUCCCCAGCUGACCCUGCAGCUAUAUAUAAGCACCUUGCAGCAGGAUAUCACUGUCGGAAGAUGUGUCUGCAUGUUACUAUCCCUAUUGUCCAUUGUGUAUGGAGCCUUGCGCUGCAACAUCCUAGCCAUCAAGAUCAAGUAUGAUGAAUACGAUGUAAAAGUGAAGCCUCUGGCCUAUGUCUGCAUCUUUCUCUGGAGGAGCUUUGAGAUUGCUACUCGGGUCAUUGUCCUGGUCCUCUUUACCUCUGUCCUGAAGGCCUGGGUGGUACUGGUAAUACUCAUCAACUUCUUCAGUUUCUUCUUAUACCCCUGGAUCCUCUUCUGGUGCAGUGGUUCCCCAUUUCCUGAAAACAUCGAGAAGGCCCUCAGUCGAGUGGGCACCACCAUCGUGCUGUGCUUCCUCACCUUACUUUAUGCCGGUAUCAACAUGUUUUGCUGGUCAGCUGUGCAGCUGAAAAUCAACAGUCCUGACCUUAUCAGCAAGUCUCAGAACUGGUACCGGCUACUGGUGUACUACAUGCUGAGAUUCAUUGAGAAUGCCUUCCUCCUCCUUAUGUGGUAUCUUUACAAGACUGACAUCUAUAUGUAUGUGUGUGCACCUCUAUUGAUUUUGAAGUUGCUCAUUGGGUACUGCACAGCCAUUCUAUUCAUGCUGGUAUUCUAUCAGUUCUUUCACCCUUGCAAAAAGCUCUUUUCCUCCAGUGUUUCUGAAAGCUUUCAGCAGUGGCUAAAAUGUAUUUGCUGUCACUGCCGGUGGCAGAAAUCCUCAGAUUCUGUAGGAAAGACAGAUGUAAGGUCAUCCGGAGACAGAGAUGAGACACCUUCUAGUAGUAAAGUAAGUUCUAUGCCUAGCCAGAUCUUGAAUGCUGAUGAUCUCUACUCUGCUUAA